ACAAGUUUCUUUCAUUGAGUGGGUGAGUCUCGUUCUGACAGGUUUGAAAGCUUUCGGAAGAAAGAGUCGCAUAUUAAAUCGGUAUAUUGACACAAUAUUUCUAUGGAAUAUACAAACAGAUGGCUGAAAAUGCUGCCAGUCGAACCGAUAUUGCCAAGCUGUUUGCAAGCAUGGACGACAAGGAAAGAGAUCCGAUUAACUUGUACAAAAACGAUGCGUUUUCUCCAUCGUUAGAAAUGAAUACAGUUGCUCCAGCCUUUCCAAGACUUCAACCAAGUUCUGGCCCUACGUGUGUCGCGUAUGCUGUGGGAAAGUUUGAGAAUUCUCAUAUAACGAUUUUUCAGGCUUCCAGAGAUGGCCGGCUUGAUAUUGUCAAGAAUAAACUAGCAAAAGGAAAACGAGAUAUAAACAAGAAGGAUGAGGAGAAUGCAACAGCCUUGCAUUAUGCUGUCAGAUUCAACCAUACUGAAAUUGUCAAGUUUUUAAUCAGCAAAGGAGCAAAUCCCAAUCUUCCCGGAGAAGAUGGUGCUACGCCAAUGCAUUAUGCAGCACGGUAUAGACCCCUGAAUGUCCUGAAACAGUUGAAAUCCACACAAUCAAAUAAUGAAGUGAAUGCAGAACCACCAAGUGAAGAAAAUGCUUCUGCUGUGGGUAAUCUAUUAACUGUGGACACACCAGAUAUCACAGAUGCCGAUCAGGACAGCUCAGAUUCCGUCUUAAGUUGCUUACUCAAAAAAUCAAGUUCAAAUGUGAACUGUCAGGAUAACUAUGGAUCGACCCCACUCCAUUAUGCGGCCGCAAAAGGAAACCCGAGAUCAGUUGAAGAAUUGAUUAGAUAUGGUAGAGCUGAUGUGAAUGCCAAAGACAAACAGAAAGCAACCCCCCUGCACGAGGCCUGCACACAAGGCAAUCCCAACGUUGCUAAGCUCCUCGUCCAGGCGGGGGCGGACCUCCAAGCGAGAGACAAUGAGAAGAUGACACCUCUACACUAUGCGGCGAUGAGCGAGAGAGUUGAUUGCGUCAAGAUCGUGGUCGACGCCGCAGAAGCUGCUGGCGGUUCAAGUUUAGUUGAACAGAUUGUUGCAGAGGUCGACCGAGAGGGACAAACAGCUCUUCAUAUUGCUGUUGAUGCAAGUGCCAAAAAGACCGCUCAGUAUCUGUUGUUUAAAGGAGCUGAAGUGAACGCUGUGCGCAUGAACAUGGCCACGCCCCUACAUCUUGCUGCCACCGCUGGGGAUCUGGACACGGUUGAGAUGUUGCUGAAUUUCAAAGCGAAUGUCGAGGCUAAGAAUAUGAGCCAUGAGACGCCAUUGCAUAAAGCGGCCUUGUUUAAUAAUGUUCCUGUUAUUGAUUUGUUACUGGAUAGAGGAGCAAACAUUGAAAGCAGAGACAAGGACAACUACACUGCUCUGUUAGUUGCCGUGGCUCAAGGAAACAAGGAGGCAACCGAUGCGUUGCUGAGACGUGAUGCAAACAUCAGAGUUGUGGACAGUUCAGACAAGACCGCCAUCUACAUCGCCGCAGAGGAGAAUUGCCUCGAGAUUUUAGAGUUGCUCAUGCAUCACCAUAAGGCAAAGAGAUUGUUGGAGGAAAGUGAUAAAUAUGGGAACACACCACUUCAUAUCGCUGCUAAGAAAGGAUUUAUAAAUGCUGUCAGGCAACUGUUGAACGAAGGAGCGGACAUAGACGCUGUAAACUUGGACGAGCAGACGCCGUUGCAUAUGGCUGCAAAGAGUGGGAAAGAAAACAUCGUAAAGGAAUUGAUCAGUAACGAUGGCACGAUUAUCAACGAUGAAGAUGCUGACUCGAACACAGCACUUCAUUUGGCUGCAACAAACGGGCAUCAUCGAGUUAUCGAAGCAUUGUUAGACAAGGGUGCGAUCAUCGAUGCAAGAAAUCUCUACGCUUGGACUCCGCUGGAUUGCGCGGCAUCUCAGGGUUGGACGAAAAGUGCAAGAGUUUUGAUAGAAUAUGAAGCUCCUAUCGAUCCGAUCGACAAAGCCAGGGUGACUCCACUUCACUUGGCCUCUCAAGCGGGUCAUCUCGAUAUGAUUAAACUACUCUUGGAUAAUCACGCGGACAUCGCUCUCAGGGACGUCAGCGGAAGGAAUGCAUUAGAUAUGGCGGUUGAUGAAGGUCACAAGUCAUGCGCGAUUGCGAUUUUGAAUCGUGAAAACUGGCGUAAGGCUAUGCGCAGUAGAUCAGUGGAGAGAGGAAUAACAACAACACCUUUGCGGAAGAUGAUUAUUAAAGAACCAGAUGUUGCCGAAGUCGUCUUCAACAAAUGCACGACGCUUAGUGACGACGCUCCAGACAGCCACGAGUUCACCGUAAACCUGGACUAUGAAUUCCUCGAGGACAUCUACGCUGAAUGGGUCGACACCGUAGGUGACGACGUCAGCAUUUCCAGUGACGUCAGACCUUUGCAAGACUCGGACAGUGCGUCGCUGUUUGGUAACGAGAAUGCUGAGUAUAAGAGCAUCGAUACGAAGACUGAGGACGAGAAAUUACGAGAAUUGGAAAGAAAAAGAAAUCAUCCACUUAUGUUGAUGGUAAAACAUAGCCGCGAGAGUCUCAUUACUCACCCUCUGGUUGUGUUUCUUCUUGAUCGCAAAUGGAGCAUGUACGGCCGAAAGUUGUUCUAUGUUAAACUGGUCAUAUUUCUCAUUUUUCUCAUGUUUUUGACGGGUUACGUUAUCAUGGCCACUCCGUCUCAGGCGGGCGUCAACGUCAAUGGGAAAAUGAUAAAUUGUACCAUUGUGGAGGAUAGUGGAAGCAUGGCGUUUGAAGUUUUCGUCGAUACUGGAAGAUAUAUUUUGCUUAUCUUGGCUUGCCUGCAUAUCCUCUUUGAGCUAUUUCAGUUUCUCUAUCAACGAUGGCAUUACGUCACAGACUACACAAACUAUUUUGAAGUCACAAUGUAUGUUGCAACGGUUGCGUACAUCUCAGCAGACUUUGACCUGUCCUUUGUCACCGAAUCCGAUAUCCUCUCUGGUGAAAGUUGCAGUCUAUGGCGUGUAAAUGUUGGUGCAGUCGCCAUAUUCCUUGCUUGGAUUGUCUUAGUUCUGUUCGUUCGCAAGUUUCCAAUGUUUGGAAUCUACAUCGUGAUGUUUGAAGAUAUUAUUUUCACGUUUCUACGAUUCUCGAUCAUCCUCGGUCUUUUCACGAUCGCCUUUGGUUUGGCAUUCUAUACUAUGCUUCAUCGUCACUGGGUGCAUUCAUUCAGAACACCAGGGCUUGGUCUUCUUAAGACGUUUGUGAUGGUCAUUGGAGAGUUCGAGUAUGACUCUGGUUUCAGUAACAAUGAAGACGCCAUAGGCGAUCCACCUGUAUUCGCAUAUAUACUGUUUGUUCUGUUCAUCAUUAUCAUGACAAUCUUGCUCAUGAACUUACUGGUUGGUUUAGCUGUUGAUGAUAUCAAGGCUGUACAAGCUCAAGCAAAUUUGAAACGACAAGCGAUGUUGGUCGAUCUGGCAUUGAAUGUCGAAAAAGCUUUCCCUCGUUUCAUUCGUCGCAAAUUAAUCCCUGAGUUGGACGUGGUUCACCCAAAUUGGAUGAGAGAAAAACUUUUUAUUUCAUUGGAUGGUGAGGCUAUUCGAGAUAGGUUGCGUUUUGAGAAGUCGCCUUUCGAGAAGAUUGAAUCUCGUCAGGAUGAGACGAAGGAAACAGUCAAGAAACUUAAAUGGCACGUGUCUCAGCUAAACAACAGAACUGAGAAAAUUGAGAUGAUGUUGAAAGCGAUCGUAAGUCACAUGAAAGUCGAAGUGAACGAAGACGAGUAUGAUGAUGACAAUGACUAAAAAGUCCGGCCCAAUAUCUGAGGCUUUUGACUUAGUAUAAAUGCAAAUUUCACUGUGUGUGUUUUUAUUGAUGCACAUAAUAGUCAACCUCUAAUGUUUACAGUGGCGUAGCAAGAAUCCUUAAGUGGCCAGGGGGGGCAUAUUUAUAUAUUUAUGUUAAUGUGGUACAAAGUUGCUCCCCCCUCGCUUGUCCAGCUGACUACAACCGCUGCACAUGUAUUGCUAUCUCUAUAAAAAUAAUAAAAGCAAACCAUUCACAAACCAUUCUCAUAAUGGCGUCAAACACGAAAAGCCUGUUAUUUUAACAGAAAGUUUGAUUGGCUUUUCCUCCCUUCGUUUGACGUCAUUACGAAAAAGGUGUAUUAAAUGUAUUCGCCAAGUGUCAUUGACCUUGAUCAAAUCAAAAUUGGUGUAUCAAUUUAGGUUUUUUGACGAUUGCCAUUCAUUGAUAUCUGCUAUCAUGUAAAGCUUAUUUAAAAACCCAACAAUAUAUUUUGUAAUUUACAAGUGUUCAAACGACAAGCUUUCUACUAAUUAUGACGAGUCUAUGGGCGAUGUCCGUUGACUUUCAAGCCAUUGCCCGCGUUAUAACAGCUGAAGCAU
Molecule: messenger RNA, 4403 nt
Organism: Dendronephthya gigantea
Lineage: Eukaryota; Metazoa; Cnidaria; Anthozoa; Malacalcyonacea; Nephtheidae
Product: transient receptor potential cation channel subfamily A member 1 homolog
Exons: 22
Coding region: 120-3800 (1226 amino acids)
Biological process (GO): transmembrane transport; monoatomic ion transport
Cellular component (GO): membrane
Molecular function (GO): monoatomic ion channel activity; protein binding
Source: RefSeq, a predicted model, not a curated record